Brassica oleracea var. oleracea is the source of this 3451-nucleotide messenger RNA. RefSeq names its product histone acetyltransferase HAC2. The transcript has 12 exons. The record is from RefSeq and is a predicted model, not a curated record. Gene Ontology annotation, molecular function: histone acetyltransferase activity; transcription coactivator activity; zinc ion binding. Bases 177 to 3221 code for a protein of 1014 amino acids. Gene Ontology annotation, biological process: positive regulation of transcription by RNA polymerase II. NCBI's taxonomy places the organism in Eukaryota, Viridiplantae, Streptophyta, Magnoliopsida, Brassicales, Brassicaceae. Gene Ontology annotation, cellular component: transcription regulator complex; histone acetyltransferase complex.
ACCCUAAGCAAACAACAAGAGAGAGAGAGAGAGAUCAAUCAACGAAGACUUUCACUUUCAACAUCUUUUCUUUGUCUUUCUCCCACUACUUGCGCGCGCGAACCCAACCCCACACAGUAAACACCAUUCGAAUUUUGAACAAGAGGGAAUGUUCAGAAUCAGUUGAUUAUAAGCCAAUGCAGCCGUCUUCUGAAUGGUAUAGGGGUAUGAUGCCUGCCUAUCUUAACCCCAAUGCUAAUCAACCAGACCUUCAUGUUUUCAAUCAUCAGUUGAACAUGCUACCUGAUUUGGAUGUUGCAUCUGAUAGAAAGGCCCAGUACUUAGCAUCCAGAAGAUUUAAUUAUAAUAUCGGAGUUCCAAGACUGUUAAACUUUGGGUCUGAUAAGGAUCAGAGUGUGGAGUUUUUUGGAGAGAUAUUCAAGUCAGAGAUUGGUGAUUAUCCGUCAAAGCGUCAGAGAGCUGAAACACCAAUAAAGCUGAGUCUUCCUCCUUGGAACGAUUCAUCAAGACUCCCUCCUCUUCAGCUAUGUCCCGAGCAGAAAGUUCCCAUUCCGAUGAAAGGAUUUGAUGAUGUUUCUUCAUGUGCUAGAAGAUGUUUCAAUACACCCAGAACGCCAGCUUAUAGCCCUGAGAAUGUCAGCGGUUGUUCUGACAUAACCAAGGUAGAUGUGAUGGACAAUUCUCCUUUGAACAGUAAGCAUGUUCAGGGUCUUGGUACUAGCAAAACUGUGAAACCUGCAAGACCACAUGCAACCCGGGUUUAUUCUUUUGACGACUUCUAUACCGUCGAGAGAGAGAUUCAAACCGAGGAAAGGCCGCUGAAGCAUGAGAAACUAGGACCUGGAGAGGACAUUGUUGAGCCGAUGGAAUGUGGAGAACAGACUAAGUUUGAGGUUAAUGUUGACUCAGUGCCUAUGGAAAAGCGUAACAAGAGAGGUGUCUCACUGGUGGAACGUUUCACAGAAGAAGAAAUAAAGUUGCAUAUUAAGAGCCUCAAGGAGGGAAGUACUCAGGGAGGAAUUGGAGAAACUUGUGACCAAAAGGAUCUAUGUCAAUUGUGUGGCAAUGGCACACUCGUGUUACCAGCACAACCAAUCUACUGUUCUCUUUGCUCCCGCAAAAUCAAAGACAAAUCUUCAUAUUACAUCCCCGAGGAAAAAAUAAGUGAUGCGCAACAUCAAAUCUGUAAUCCCUGCUACAAUCGCAGCAGAAAAAACUUCACGUUAUUUGGAGUCACUGUCGCAAGAGCCAAUAUGCUUAAAAUGUGUAACGCUGACAAUCAACACACAGAAGAGUGGGUUUAUUGUGAAUCUUGCGAAAAGUGGCAACAUCAGAUAUGUGGUCUCUACAAUCAACAAAAAGACAUUGACAAAACAGCAGACUACAUUUGUCCCUACUGUUUGCUGAAGGAGCGUAAAAGUAUCGAGAAUACAGAUCUGGGGGCGAAAGAUUUGCCUGAAACCAUCCUCAGCCACUUUAUAGAACGGAGGCUAUCCAGACGCCUCAAAGAAGAAAGACUCCAAACGGCAAAGGCUAAUGGGAAGAGCGUUGAUGAUGUACACGAACCUGAUGACCUUACUCUCAGAGUCGUGUUUUCAGCUGACAAAACCUCAUACGUCAACAAAACAUUUGCCGACUUGCUUCACAAAGAACACUACCCUAGUGAAUUCCCUUACAGAUCAAAGGUCAUUCUUUUGUUCCAGAAAGUCGAAGGAGUUGAUAUAUGCAUCUUUGCGUUGUUUGUUCAAGAGUUUGGAUCAGAAUGUAGCCAGCCAAACCAGCGCAGCAUAUACAUCUUGUACCUCGAUUCGGUCAAGUACUUUAGACCCGAGAGAGUGACAUUCUCAGGAGAAGCUCUUCGAACUUUCGUUUAUCAUGAAAUAUUGAUUGGGUAUCUUGAGUAUUGUAAGAUUCGUGGUUUCGCUACGGGUUAUAUAUGGGCGUGUCCACCUCGAAAAGGAGAAGACUACAUUAUGUAUUCUCAUCCUAAGACUCAGCAAACACCCAACACUAGGAAGCUUCGUCAAUGGUAUCAGUCGUUGCUGGAUAAAGCAACCAAGCAGAGGGUAGUAACGAGUGUUACAAACUUGUAUGAUCGGUUCUUCGUUUCGGCAGAAGAAUCUACCUGCAACAUUACAGCUGCACGCUUGCCUUACUUUGAAGGAUCUUUCUGGUCCGAUAAUGCUGAGCUCCUGACUCAGGCUUUUGAGAGAGAAAGUGUGGACGAGUUGCAGAAGAAGGUUAAAUCGCUUUCUAGAAGAGCACUAAAGGGUGUCAAAAGCAAGGAUGAUCUUGACGUUGAUGAUGCCAAAAACAUUCUCAUGAUGCAAAAGCUUGACAAAUUGAUAUCUCAAAACAAGGAGGAUUUCAUGGUGGUGGAGUUGAAUUAUUCAUGCACACGCUGCUCAAAGGCCAUACUGUCGGGAUUGAGAUGGUUCUGCGGGAAGUGCAAGAAUCUUCAAUUGUGUGAAAGAUGCUAUGAUGCAGAAGAAGAGGUUCCUGGAGAACACACACAUACUAUAAAUGACAAAGAGAAGCAUUCGCUGUCAAAGGUUCAGGUGAACGGCAUACAAUCUACAACAACUGAGGAUAAUGAUGUCAUCCUAGAAAACAGUAUGUUCGAGAGCAGACAAGUGUUCUUAGGCUUUUCUCAGAAGCAUAACUACAGCUUUGACACGCUCCGACGCGCCAAGCAUUCUUCGAUGAUGAUACUUCACCAUCUUCACUCUUCAGACAAGCAUCAUUCUGAGAACUCCAACAGCAGCUUCUUUCAAGUGACUUGUACGACCUGCCAAAAGGAUGUUUCAAAAACGAUUUACUACUCUUGUUUGAUUUGUUCGGGUUGCCGUGUUUGCACUGCAUGUUAUAACAAGAAGAACACAGUCCUUCGUCUGCUUCAUCUCUUCCCAAUGACCCCUUCCACGCACGGGACGCCGCCUAGAACCGUAGGGGCUCUUGGGAUAAUAGAGGCUUUGUUGCAUGCACAUACGUGCAGAACCAUGGCCACUGGUUCCUGCUCACACCCGAAAUGCGAUGAUGUUAAAACACUAUUCAGUCACAGCGCAGUGUGCGAAAUCAAAAAGAGAGGAGCUUGUAAGAUUUGCAAUAAUCUUCGGCAGAUGAUAAGUAUUCACGCAUUCCAUUGCCAAGAUCCCACUUGCUCCAUACCACGCUGCAGAGAUACGAAGGAGCACUUCUUUAGGAGUGGUUUGCGGCACUAAAGAAGAGCCAAAGGACUUAGUUUGUACAUUCCUUAUGAUUGUGAUGCUGCUUAUAGAAGAAAAUGUACAGAUCAUAAAACCCUUCUCUUACAUCAAAUACUUAUCGUUGUCCAUUUCUGUCAAGAAUGGUCAGAGUGUUGUUGUCCUUUAGUUUUGUCGCUAAGGAUCUUGGUAGUGUUCAAUAGAGAAAGAAUAAGAUAGGCGCCUAAUGCUUAUAUCUUAAUUAUAGC